AAGACAGAAUCUAACAUUUAAAGAAUUAAUCAAAGAUUUUCAAAAUGAUCAUUAAAUUUACAAAAAUAAUUCACUGCUCAUCUGAACAUCCAUCUUAUCCUGCUUCUAAUCUAUUGGAUCACCGUAAAAACACUUCAUGGAGAUGUGCAAAGCCUGGAGAAAUGUUAGCAACGGUUACCUUUCAAUUAGCUGAACCUUCUACUAUAACAGGAAUUGAUAUUGGUAAUUAUCGGUCUUGUGUGGUUAUUGUUACUGCAUCUACAUCUACAGAUCCAGACACUUGGCUUCCUAUCGUACAACAUCAAUUCAUGAAUAACGAUGAGGCUGCGAAUGGUAAAUUCAAAGAUCAAGUACAGUUGUUCACUAAAAAGGAAUUAAAUCCAGAUAAAAUAAAAACAAAAUUUGACCGAAUUAAAGUUACUUGUAUGCAGUCAGCUAACUUGAAGGAAUUAUUUGGUCUAAUGUUUUUCAUAGCAAAAACAGAAGUAAUGGUUGAUUUAGGGCUAGACGUUUUUGGGCGAUUCAAAUUAAAACAAAAAGAAGAAAAUGAUGGCAAACCUCCGAUAGAUGAAUUCAAAGAGAAAUAUCUUAAAAUGAUGGCGAAGAAGAAAACGGAACUAAAUCUUAAGGAUGAUUUACUUAAAAAAGCUAAAGAAAGCGGUAUGAUGGCUUUCUCUAAACGCCAAGAAGAAAAUAGGGAACCAAUGAAAAGACCAUUAUUGGAAAAAUUAGAGGCUGGUAAGACUGAAGAAGUAUUUGGAAAUCAAAAUAAAACUCCUCCAUCAAAUAAAUAUGAAUUAACUACAGAUAUAGCAAUAGCUAAUGCGACAGAGAUGAAGGAUAAACAAAAUGAAAAUGUUAUGCGUACUCCAUUUGGAGACAUAAUACCUUCUUCAAAUUCAAAGAGAAAUAGUAUUGAUAAUGUAGAAUCUAAAAAACGUCCUUUGACUUCGGAGGAAAAGAAUAUACAGAAAAAAGUGAAAAAGGAAUGUCCAAAAUGUACGAUAGAAUCAGAUGAUAAACCAUGUGCACAGUGUGGACGCUUGGCACAACCUGUACCACUUUCUCCUUCUAUUACUAAAGUUACCAAAAAUAAACCUAAGAAAUUAUUUUCUCAACUUUUUCAAGAUAUAACUUUUUCUCUUAGUGGAUAUGUUAAUCCUCAAAGGGACGAAAUAAGAAGAAAGGCAAUUAAAAUGGGUGCCACAUAUAUUGCUAAUCCAAACACUACUAAUAAUUUAUGUACACACUUAAUCUGUGCUUUUGCUAAUACACCAAAAUUUCAACAACUGAAGAAUCAUUCUAAAAUAGUAUCACAUAAAUUUAUCGAAGAUUGUUAUAAUGAAAGAAAAAGAUUACCAUGGAGAAGGUAUGCUAUGGAUAAUAAAGAGAAAAAGAAACCUGAAAGCGAAGAUGAAAUUGAAGCUGAUGAAUCUCCACAAGGAACACCUAAUCCAUUCGAAGAGGACACAGAUUCUGAAACCUAUUAUUAAUUAAAAAUAGAGAUAACGAAUCGUUUUUUAUAAAAAAAAUAUUGAAAGUAAAUUAACUAUAGUUUAUCUUAGUACAUCACAAUAAAAAGAAUUUUAAUUAUUUAACUAACAAUAAAAAAAUUCUAUUUACUGAUGUACUGUAUUUAGUAUGUAUAGAAGGGCUGAAAAGUUGAGAAUUUUCAAAACACAAACUUUUAGUUCUACAAGAUUUACUGUCAUGAGAUUCACUCUCAUUCUAAGAUAAAACUAAUUUAUUUUAAUUAUUCAUUUGAUAAUUCUGUAGAUUUUUAUUUAC
This is a messenger RNA of Polistes dominula (European paper wasp), 1788 nucleotides long. RefSeq names its product DNA repair protein XRCC1 (gene XRCC1). Gene Ontology annotation, molecular function: damaged DNA binding. Gene Ontology annotation, biological process: base-excision repair; single strand break repair. Lineage: Eukaryota; Metazoa; Arthropoda; Insecta; Hymenoptera; Vespidae. Gene Ontology annotation, cellular component: nucleus. The record is from RefSeq and is a predicted model, not a curated record.